Etheostoma cragini (Arkansas darter) is the source of this 6927-nucleotide messenger RNA. RefSeq names its product Fras1 related extracellular matrix 1a (gene frem1a). Gene Ontology annotation, biological process: cell communication. The record is from RefSeq and is a predicted model, not a curated record. Gene Ontology annotation, cellular component: membrane. Bases 177 to 6737 code for a protein of 2186 amino acids. The transcript has 37 exons. Lineage: Eukaryota; Metazoa; Chordata; Actinopteri; Perciformes; Percidae.
AGGGAGCAGAAUUCUGUCAAUGAGGGAGUUGCAGUUGAAAGCAGAGGAGAGCACACAGGUAGGGAAGAAGAAAAGCGCCAGAUGUUAGCAGAUCAGCUCCAGAGUAGGUUCCUAAAAACUUUGGUUUGGACCCAGCCAUUGAAGACCCUACAGACGCUUGCUUGUGACUGACAGUGAUGGGUUCACAGGGUCAAACACUGGCCUGGACCUUGUUUCCAGUUUUUCUGCUGGCAUUGACUUACCCAUCACACGGUUCCCUUGUAAAAGUCAACAAGGGUUUAAAAGUGAGACGGGGUCAGACAGCCUACCUCCAGGACGGUGACCUGCAGUUCCAUAUUCCCCGUCAGAAGGAUGCAUGCAAGGUGGAGGUGGUGUUAAACGAGCCCAUAACUCAACAAGUGGGAAAACUCAUGCCCCAGGUAUUUGAUUGCCACUAUCUGGCUGAUGAGGUAAAGUACGUCCAUAACGGCUGUCCAUUGUUAAAGAAGGACACUGUCAAGCUACGACUGUACAGAUUCACGGAUACGGAGACACACAUAGAGGUGUUUUCUCUCCACGUGGACAUUAUGGAACCUGAUUGCAGCAUCAUAAAGCUGGGGCCCAAAUCUCUGGAGGUUCCUGAAUUCUACGGUCUCUCUGAUACCGUGGAUGGCCAUGUGGUGUCCUUCCAUUAUGAGAGAAGGUCUAGUCUGGAGUGCAGCAUCUAUCUGAGUAGCCAUGACACCCACCUUCCAGCCCAUGGCCAACUGGUCACCGGAGAACCAGAUAAAGCUACGAAAAGAGGGGACGAGCCAGAGAGCUUCAUCCAUCUUCGCCAGCAGCUAGAUAAUAAAGCCAGAGCAAUGUGUAAAUCAGAAGACUGCUUGAAGGGUCUGAAGCGAGUGAAGUUCACCAAAAUUCCCUGUGAUGACUUCCUGGUGAUGGGGCUGAGGUAUCAGCACAUAGACCCUCCAUCUCCAGACGUAGACUACAUCGCAAUCAGACUAGAUCUCAAGGACACCAGGAGUGGCAGCGUAUAUCAGUCUGAAAAGGCCUGGAUUCCAGUGCGGAUAGUCGGUGCAAUGCCCAACCAGCCUCCCAAAGCGUCCUUCAUGUCCAUGUUCAUCCUGGAAGUGGACCAGUUCAUCCUCACUCCGCUCUCCACUGCUACACUGGACGCUGAAGACGAGGAAACCCCCAAACAGCUCUUGGUUUUCAACAUCACCAAACCGCCUGCGGCCGGCUUCAUCACCCAUCUGUCCGAUCACACUCGCCCAAUCUCUUCCUUUACGUGGCUUGAUCUCAAUGACAUGCUCAUUGGGUAUCAACCUCCAAACUCCUCACAUACCCAACGCAGGAAUUACGAGGUGGAAUUUGAAGUUCAUGAUUUUUUCUUUGAGAAAAGCCCGUCAAUGACUGUUCACAUAUCUGUAAGGAAUGCAGACACAAAUGCACCCAGAGUGUCCUGGAACAUGGGUCUCAGUCUGUUAGAGGGUCAGUCUAGGCCAAUAAUGUGGGAGCAGCUCCAGAUUGUGGACAACGACAAUUUAAAUGCUGUCCGGAUCAUCACGGUGGACGGUCUGCAGCACGGACAGCUCACCGUCAGAGGUGGAAAGGGCUUCAUGUUCACUGUCAACGACAUCAAAGCGGGCGUGGUUCGCUAUCACCACGACGACAGCGACUCUACCAAAGACUUCAUCGUCUUCCGCAUCACCGACGGGCCCCAUCAGACCCGACACAAGUUCCCCAUAAACAUCCUGCCGAAGGACGACAGCCCGCCGGUCCUCAUCACCAACAUGCUGCUGGAGGUGUCUGAGGGACAGAUGGCGUUACUGAGAGGCUCUACCCUCCAGGCGUCAGACCUGGACUCCAGCGACGACUACAUCCUGUUUAACAUCACCCGCCCCCCACAGGCAGGAGAGGUCAUGAAAAUGCCAACAUCAGGGCUCACGGGAUAUCCAGUCAGCCACUUUCUGCAGAAAGACUUGUCCCAGUCCAUGGUUUACUAUCGUCACCUAGGAAACAAGGUGUAUGAUGACUACUUUGAGGUGGUGCUGUCAGAUUUCCAUGACCCCCCCAACCUGUCAGAGCCUCAAGUGGUGAUGGUGCACAUUGAGCCUGUUCCAGACCAACCACCCAAAGAGGUUCCUGGCUCCAGUCGGUGUCUUGUGAUCAAAGAAACAGAAGUGGUCCAUAUAACACGGCAACAGCUUCACUUCGUAGACCAGGAGUCCCCCGACAGUGAGCUUACAUAUACAGUUACCACUCCACCUUUCUACACUGGUCCUCACAGCAGUCCAGAUGCUGGGAGGUUGUUCUUAGUUGACAGCGUACCCAAAUUCACCAAAGACUCCAACGCACCGCUGCUGAGGCUCUUCACACAGGAUGCAGUAAACUUCAUGAAAGUGGCCUACAUGCCUCCAGUCUUGGAUAUUGGCCCUUACCCCCAGUAUAUCCAGUUUGUUCUCUCUGUUACCAACCACCUGGGCAAAACGGUCACUGGGAUCUGCUUUAACAUCACUGUGAUGCCAGUGGACAACCAACCACCACAGGUUAUUACGAACCCUUUGACUGUGGAUGAGGGAGGGGAGUGCUGGCUUGGCCCUGAACACUUGUUGCUGUCAGACGUGGACUCAAUGGAGGAAGCCCUGCAGGUGGUGCUUCAGAGGGAGCCACAUCAUGGAGCUCUGCAGCUACGUGGACUCCCAUUAAAUCCAGGCAACUCUUUCACUGUGCAAGACCUAAAAAGCCUUAAAGUUAGGUACAAUCACGACAGCUCAGAAACUGUAGAGGACACCAUUGAAUUUACUGCAACAGAUGGAACCAAUUCAGGCAGUUUUGUCCUGAAAGUGAAGGUGAUUCCCGUUAAUGAUGAGGUCCCUGUGUUGGUUGCUGGUUUGAAGCCAGUUCUCAACUGUGCGGAGGGACAGCAAAUAGUCAUCACAGCUGAAUAUAUCUACGCUACUGAUGCAGACAGCAACAACGGCAGCCUGGUCUUCCUAAUCGCUCGGCAACCGUAUCAUGGCGUCGUUCUCCGAAACUCCGUUGUGGUUGAUAGCUUCAUCCAGGCAGACAUCACUGCAGGGAUCAUCACCUACAAACACACAGGAUUGGAGAUUGGACUCACUCCUCGCCAUGACACCAUCACAUUUGUUAUUUCUGAUGGACCAAUAGAAAACCUUCCUCUAUGCUGCAGUGAAGAAAAUCCCUCCAGGACCAGAGACGUGACCCAGCUACUUGCACAACAUAGUCUGCCUGUGUAUGACCUCCACAUCACAGUGUUUCCAGUUGAUAGCCAACCACCUUCUCUAACAAAAGGAGACAUACUUAUUGUGGAUGAAGGGGGGUCUUCAGCAAUAACUGCAUCUCAUUUGAAGGCCUCUGAUGUGGACACUGUUCAGGACCAACUGGUCUUCAGUCUGAUUUCUCCGCCCCAGUUUGGCUACAUUGAAAAUGUCCUGCCUAGUCCUGGAUUUGAGAAAAGCAACACGGGAAUAAGCAUAGCUUCCUUUACAUACAAAGACAUCAUUGACGGUCAUGUGAACUAUGUACAGUCCAGACACCAGAGGAUGGAGCCUACAGCUGACCAGUUCAUGCUCUGUGUGUCAGACGGCAUACACAGCUCUGCCCACGUCCCUUUCUACAUAAUUAUUAACCCGACCAACGAUGAGAUCCCACAGUUUGUGGCUCGUAACAUCACAGUACGAGAAGGACAAAUGAAGCAGCUGGACUCCUCAGUUUUGCAUGCAAUGGAUCUGGAUGUCCCCAAGAACAGCAUGCUCUUCAGUGUGGUCAGAGCCCCGCAGCAUGGCAGCAUCAUCACCCACAGCGGUGAAAACCCCGUCUACAGGAGAGGAGAAGCCAGUCCUCCAACCCCUGUGGUCGACUUCACAAUGACAGAUCUUUCAAAUGGAAUGGAUCUAAUGUACAUGCAUGAUGACUCAGAGAAUAUGGAGGACAGUUUUACCAUCCAGUUGACUGAUGGCAGGCACCAAAUCCAAAGACAGGUGAUGGUUAAAGUGCUGCCAGUCAAUGACGAGGAGCCUCGUGUCAUCAGGAACAAUGGAGUGGACGUGGAGCCAGGAGAAGCCAGGCUCAUUUCCAGCGUUACACUGUUUGCACAGGACAGUGAUACUCCUUCUUCAGAGCUCAGCUACAUAUUUGAUAGUGUUCCUACCCAAGGAAUACUUCAGCUUAAGGAAGGCCAGGAUUGGGCGACACUGACAGCGGGGAGAAACUGCUCCCAGGAGAUGGUGGACAUGAACCUUCUGCGCUACGUGCAUACAGGCCUGAACAGUGCUAAAACACAUGACGUCUUUGUCUUCUACUUGUCGGAUGGAAAGAAUCAAUCACCACGGCAGCACUUCCACAUCUCUGUCAAAGAUAUAGAAAAAGGAAAUAUUGCCAUCUUUGUGAAGCCAGCCAACGUCAGCCGUGGAGAUCGCGUGGUUCUCACCACAGAUGUGCUGUUAGCCCACGAUGGCACAGAAAAACCCGAGGAGCUUCUGUAUAUCAUCACCCACCCUCCGGCUCACGGACACAUAGAGUACAUCAAACAUCCCGGACUGGGCAUCUCCACCUUCAGCCAGAUGGACAUAGCAGCCAACCUUGUGGCUUACGUGCAUGACAACCGAGCCACCACACCCACAGAAACCUUUCACUUUGUUGUGAGUAAUGGUAAAACCAGCCGAAAUGGAAGCUUUGAGAUUGCAGUGGAAAUGGUGGAUCGCUUCCUGCCGUCUCUUACCUCCAACAAAGGCCUCUCCGUUCCACAAGGCUCCUCCAUGAUCCUGGGUCCUGACCGCCUUGCCAUGUCUGACCCUGACACUCCACCCAGCGCCCUGACCUUUGUCCUCCUCCAGCCUCCACAGUAUGGCAGGCUGGUUUUAGGUGGUGGAACACUAACUGCUGGCUCAAACUUCACUCAGAGAGACAUUCAGGACAUGGAGGUAACAUAUAAACAUGGCGGGGGGCCGUCGCAGAUUGACCGAUUUGCCUUUACUGCCUCUGACAGCACCAAACGGGGUUUCCUGGUGGACGGGCAGUUGCAUACUGAACCUGUGUUCUUCACUAUUCAGAUCAAGCCUUUGGAUAAGUCGUGUCCCAAGGUGGUGAAGCUGCAACCCCUUUGGAAAGUGGAACAUCUGGAUGAUGGACGACGCGGGAUCUUCGUGUCAUCUCUCGAGCUGAAAGCCCAAGACAGUGAUAGCAGAGAAGAAGAGUUGAUUUUCUGCAUUGUUCGCCAGCCCUACUUUGGUUACCUAGAAAACAUUACUACAGGUGGAUUUGUACCACAACGCUUCUCUCAGAUAGAGCUGACCAAGAGAACUAUUGCCUACAUCAUCAACCCAGACAUGGAGUCCCUCUCAGACAGCCUGGAGUUCACGGUGUCCGAUCCUUUAGGGAACACCGGGCCCUCUCACAUACUUGAAUUCAGCUGGUCCUCAGUGGAGCUGUCUCAGUCGGAGUACUCUGUGUGUGAGGAGCAGGGAACUGUCUCGCUGGACAUCAUCCGGACAGGGAACCUGGCAGAGUCUUCGUACAUCACUGUCCAGGUAAAGGAGGUGACUGCAACAGCUGGAAAAGAUUUUCUUAUAAGCCCCUCUUCCCUCGUUCAGUUUGAUCCAGGAGUAGCAAAGAGAAGCUGGAGAAGUGAGAUCAUUCAGGAUCACCUGGAGGAGGCGGAGGAGAUGUUUGAAGUGCUGCUGGUCUCCCCUCAAGGCACAGUGAUCGGCCGCAACAACAAGGCUCAGGUCACAAUCAAAGACUCAGGAAGAGGACAGCACAGGCGGAACCAGGAUCGGGAGACCCCUGUUCUUGGUGGGAAAGAGAUUCGUUCAGACACAUACCCUCAGCAUGGAUCCAUUCAACUAGAGAAACUUCCCCUUGGGACCGAAUCUGUAAUCUGGACCCGUGGCGACAGCAUCUCUAGGCCUGGAGCAGAUGUCCCAAAUUGGAAACUCAAAGUUAUGGACAACCCAAAGUCUAUUGCACCUUCAUCGGUUUUUCACAACGGGACGGACAUUGUUUACACGUAUCAUGGCAUCAUGCAAAUGCAAGUACAGGACGACACUUCCGCAUUGAGGAAGGGCAGAAAGGCAAACAUCCGUGUGAUCAGCAGGGGACCACAGCAGCAGAUGUCAACCGUGCUGACUAAGUCAAAGUCAGAUCCUCAAAAAAAGAGCUCAAAACCUCAAGAAACUGCACCGAAUGAAGGACGCGCUACAGCUGAUGACUCCAUGCCCAAGCCCUGUGUUCCAGAACUGAUGGGACUCCUGCAUUUCAACCAAACUACCAAUCAGCUCCUUCACUGCAACGGUGUCUCCUGGAGACCAUGGGCACCAACUGAUCAGUCACAGAUGGUGAAGGCCCAGAUGUGUCCUCAGGGCUGGACCUUUCAUGGUGGCCACUGUUACACCCUCAGCACUGACCACAAGGCCACAUGGAGCACAGCCAACAGGGCCUGCAGGGAGAGAUACAAAGGCACACUAGCAAGUGUUCUCUCUAAAGCCAACAUGGACUGGCUGUGGGACUUCAGCAGAAGAAAACCAUUUUGGAUAGGGCUGAAUGACAGGGACGGCAAAGGACGCUGGGAGUGGGCGGGCGGUGAGCCGGUCACCUACACUAACUGGAGAAAGACGCCCCCUCGGUCCAAAAGGAAGGGAAGCAAGAAGUGUGUCCUGGUGUGGAGACGGGCCAAGUGGCAAAUCAGGGACUGCAAGACGGGUAGACGUCAUCACUUUGUGUGUUCGAUAUGAACUUGAAUCGAACAGUGAACUCAGCAUCACAGCCGUGAGCCACUGUGUUGUUUCAAAAGGAGGAUGGACUGAUCAUCAGGAAAUUUAAACUGCAAUGCCGGAUUGCCGGAAAAAAAAACUUUCCAAUAUGGAUCAAAGGAAAAUUUGCUGGAACUGUUCAUAUCAUUUAUAGCGAGCAAGAAUCAUUGUC